Cricetulus griseus (Chinese hamster) is the source of this 699-nucleotide messenger RNA. The record is from RefSeq and is a predicted model, not a curated record. NCBI's taxonomy places the organism in Eukaryota, Metazoa, Chordata, Mammalia, Rodentia, Cricetidae.
CAAGACACUGCCUUCAUGAAUGCUCUGGCAGAAAAUGGUUCUCCUGAAGAGCAUGCAGUCUAUGUAUGGGACCAUUUCAUAGCCAAGUCUGCUGCAGAGAGUGUGUUUUUUGUUGCUCACAGCUAUGGAGGACUUGCUUUUGUUGAACUGAUGAUUCAACGAGAAGCAGAUGUGAAAAGUAAGGUGACUGCUGUGGCAUUGACAGACUCUGUUCACAAUGUGUGGCAUCAAGAAGCUGGCAAAACCAUCCGCGAAUGGAUGAGAGAGAACUGUUGCAACUGGGUUUCCAGCUCAGAACCAUUGGACACUUCGGUGGAGUCCAUGCUGCCUGACUGUCCCAGAGUCUCUGCAGGCACCGACCGCCACGAGCUAACUUCCUGGAAGAGCUUCCCGUCCAUCUUCAAGUUCUUCGCGGAAGCGUCGCAAGCCAAGAGCAGCUCGCAGAAGCCCACCCUGACGCGGCGCUCGCAUCGGAUCAAGCACGAAGAGCUGUGAGCUCGCCGCCGCCCGCCGCGCCCGCAGCCUCCCGGCCCCCAUUAGAUUGCUUUCUUCCUCCAGCACAGAGUCGUGAUAUGUUCGUCUAAAUAGUGUUUUGCAUUAUUUCUAGAUGAGUGCAACUGUCAAAGCAAUAUGGACUCAGCAGCCGCCUUUCCUGCGGGCUGAGCUCGGGCUUGGCGCUGGGGGCGGGGGCCGGCAGGG